This is a messenger RNA of Cokeromyces recurvatus, 1828 nucleotides long. Its product is annotated as rab-GTPase-TBC domain-containing protein. The coding region runs from base 211 to 1812 and encodes 533 amino acids. Gene Ontology annotation, biological process: activation of GTPase activity. NCBI's taxonomy places the organism in Eukaryota, Fungi, Mucoromycota, Mucoromycetes, Mucorales, Mucoraceae. Gene Ontology annotation, molecular function: GTPase activator activity. Gene Ontology annotation, cellular component: Golgi apparatus. The record is from RefSeq and is a predicted model, not a curated record. The transcript is spliced from 10 exons.
GAUUUACUAUGAUAAAAAGCAAAAAGUAGUAAAAUAGGUCAGCAUAAUUUGAAUCCUCUACUACUAAUAGAAUCCUUCCCUUAAAUAAACAAAGAACUAUCUUUAUUCGUAUUCUACAAAGUGGGAUAGCAUUUAGCAUUUAAAUAUGUAUGUUGUAUGAUAUGUGUAAACAUUCAAGAUACAUACAUAAGAUAAGCAUAAAAGGAUUGGAUGGAACAAAAAUCAACAAAAUCUUUUUGGAAACGCCGAGGACUUAAAUUACCUGGAAGUAUAAGUAUUGUUCCUAGUUGGUCUAGUACAUCUUCGAAUGAUACAACUGAACCUAUUGUUAUAGGCGCAAGGUAUACUUAUAAUAGCUUAAUAACAACGAAUGACCCAUCAUCAAAACCUGUCAUGUUACCAUCUCAAUAUCCUACAUCACAACAACAAUCGUUAAUUAAAAAUAGUCGCGUUCAAUCUUCUAAUAUAACUACUGAUUCCAACUUAAAAGAUAAACAACAACCAAAGAAGCAGACACAAGUAAAAAAUAAAUCUCAUCAAACGUCAUUUAAAGCCUUCUUAAAAGAUACCAAUGAUGAAUGGAGUGAUGAUAUACACGAACAACAGCCUUUAGAUAUAACAAAAAAGACUGAUAAAGAUUCGGAGAAAACUACAAAAUCUACUGAGGCUUUAGUGUGUGUCGCUGCAUCUCAAGAAGAUUCUUCAGAUACAAAGCAAACAUUGAAAGUGCCGAAAAAGAAAAGAUUAAUAAAUCCAAAUGGCAUCAAAGAUAAUGUAAACGAUUUACUAUUAGAUCCUACCUAUUUAUUGAAAAGAAUAAAUCUAGAAGAGACAAAAGAUCCUACAAGAACAAAAAAGUUUAUGGAAGUCUUGUCAGUUUCAAAUGUUGACUUGGUGACGUUGAGAUCUUUAAGUUGGAGUGGUAUACCUGAAGAAUUAAGGAUGAUGGCAUGGCAAUUAUUACUAGGUUAUCUACCUUGUAAUUCGACCAGAAGAGAAAUUACAUUAGCUCGUAAACGAAAGGAAUAUUCAGAUAGUGUUGCAGUUACAUAUGCAAGAGGAACAGCAGGAUUAGAUCAAGCCUUAUGGCAUCAAAUUCAUAUAGAUAUACCCAGAACUAAUCCAGGUAUACCUCUUUAUCAAUGUGAAGCAACUCAGUCGUGUUUGGAAAGAAUAUUAUAUCAAUGGGCAAUACGACAUCCAGCAAGUGGUUAUGUGCAAGGAAUUAAUGAUUUAGUAACACCUAUAUUUGAAGUCUUUCUUUCUGCUUAUAUAGAUGAAGAUCCAGAAUAUUAUGAUGUUAGUAAAUUAGAUACAAAAGUAUUAGACGUGAUAGAAGCAGAUAGUUUUUGGUGUCUAUCAAAACUACUAGACGGUAUACAAGAUAAUUACACCUUCGCACAACCUGGCAUUCAAAGGCAGAUCACAAUAUUAAAAGAAUUAGUAUCGCGAAUUGAUGCUCGUCUUACUCAGCAUUUACAAAAUGAAGGAAUUGAAUUUAUACAAUUUGCAUUUCGUUGGAUGAAUUGUUUAUUAAUGCGAGAAUUACCAUUACGUAGCACAAUUCGUAUGUGGGACACAUACUUGGCAGAAGGGUCAUCAGAAGGCUUUUCGGAAUUCCAUGUAUAUGUUUGCGCUGCAUUUCUGGUGAAAUGGUCUAACCAAUUACAAAAAUUGGAUUUUCAGGGAGUUAUGAUCUUUCUUCAGCAAUUACCUACUCAAGGAUGGCAAGAGAAAGAUAUUGAAUUAUUACUGUCAGAAGCAUACAUGUGGAAAACAUUAUUUCAUAAUGCUCCAAAUCAUUUAAAAUAAAUUAAUUUUAACAGUG